CUCGACUCGACUCGACUCAACACCACUCGCCGCCCAAGCCACUGGUCCAGUAACCAGCAACUCGUCACUUGACUUUUACCCAGCACUUCAAAAGCCAGCAGCAAGGAAUUGCAACACGAACUGCAAAGAAGAAGUGUUGUUCUCUGCGGGUUGUUGUGUCUCCGCUCACACUACACAGCAGAAUCAGAUUAAGAUUUCCUCUUGUAGACCUUGGAAGAAGAGACAAGACAUAGAAGGAUACCCCACAUCCUUGCUAAUAGAGCAAGCCAUUGAGUGCUUUGGAUCUUCAACGCGCAGCUCUUCGCUCAUAAAGUCUUUUCACUUUCUCGCUACACUUUACUGGUACCAACCAUGCAGAACGAUCGCAGCAGCAUUAUCGAUACCAUCCAGGCGAUGCACCGCCAAGAAGCCAUUGGCUACAUAAACGGUGAUUAUCUUAACAUGUACUCUCCUGACUUGGUAGCAGUCAACGUGGACUGCCGCACCAAGAUGGCGCAGUGGUGUUACUCGGUGGUUGACUUUUGUUCUUUCAACCGCGAGACGGUGGCGAUUGCCAUGUCCUACCUAGACCGCUUCCUGUUGACACCUGCCGGUUUACCCGUGCUAGGAGAUACGAAUGCCUUUCAAUUGGCCGCCAUGACGUCGCUCUACACGGCUGUCAAGAUCCACGAGCCGGAAAUCAUGGGCGUCGACUUGGUCUCCAAGCUCAGCCGUGGUCAGUACAGUCCACAGGAAAUUGAGACCAUGGAAUUCACCAUUCUACAGGCAUUGGGAUGGAAAGUGAACACCCCCACCGCACUCUCCUUUGUCAGAAAGUUCCUAGAACUCCUGCCCAUGGGAACGCUGGAGGAAUCCAUUGCAGAAGCGGCAUACGAUCUCAGCAAGUUCCAAUCGGAAUUGGCCGUGGGAGACUACAACUUGGUACCCAUCCAGGCAUCUACAGUGGCCUAUGCCUCCAUUAUCAAUUCGCUGGAAGGACUCGCGGUCGAUGCCACUCUUAUCGAAACCUUGGCCUAUACCAUUGCGGCUGCCUUGAGAAUUGAUAUUACCUCGCAGACUAUUCGGGACGUCCAGAAUUAUCUCUACCAGGCCAUUUCACAGCAGUCCACGGGGGAAGCCGUUGCCAACAACAGUCCGGCGCGCCCAAAAGCGGCAGCGUCCAGUCCGUGCAGGAGCCACGGGGUGGACGCUUCCCCUCGAACGGUAGAAGCCAUGGUGAUGUGAUGAUGAAAGAUUAUUGAUUGAUCGACAGAACGCAAAAUGACCUCCGAGGGAAUACUACCGAUCCCCCCCCAUCCCGCUCUUCUCUAGUAGGAAAAAGAUCCCGGUGCGAUCUUCCAAAAGUGUUGGUUCGAUUCGAUGUUGUGCGUUAUGAUGACGACGAUCCACCUGGCUGAUCUUUUUCCUUGUAGACUAUACUAUUGCUGCGCCCCCACCCACCGACCCCACCCACACCCAUUCCAAGCCCUGUAACACUUUUCUGCAUGAUUUGACUGACAAGACUAUUAUUAUUAUGAACAUAACUCACACCACUGCUCUGCGGUACACACCACCGCGGGCCUCUCAAAAAAGAUCUCUGAUCGACCGCUCUAGGAGAGUAAGGUUUCGAACGGCAGAGAAUAAAAAUAUAGACGUUCUACAUUUUUAUAUCU
Molecule: messenger RNA, 1652 nt
Organism: Seminavis robusta
Lineage: Eukaryota; Bacillariophyta; Bacillariophyceae; Naviculales; Naviculaceae
Source: the annotation of a GenBank genome assembly